UGAAGCCAGUGAGGAGCGUGAGACCCGAGGAAGAAGAGACCCGGCGGAGCUUCCUCGAGGAUCAGUCCGUGUCUCAGCGCGUGUCGUCCGGGCAGCAGUAGUCAUGGUUCAGACGUGCUCAGCGUACGGUUGUAAGAACCGCUACAACAAAGACAAAGACAUUUCCUUCCACAAGUUUCCUCUGGCCCGUCCAGAUGUUUGUGGUAAAUGGGUCGCUGCGAUGAGGAGGAACAACUUCAAGCCGACAAAGUACAGCAACAUCUGCUCGCAGCACUUCACCAAAGACUGCUUCAAGAUGGAGUGCAACAACCGAGUGCUGAAAGACAACGCUGUGCCGUCGCUCUUCACCCUCAACCUCAACAUGAAGACUCUGGAGGAUCCCUUUACCUCAGAGAUCCACUUCCCUCUCUCUCUUCCUCUGACGUCUGACCCCGUGGCGGCGGUGAUGGAGGAGCCAGGGAGGAGCCUUCCCGACAUCUGGGGCGACACAGUGUCCGUCUCCUGCGACCACAACUACACGGCGGAGGACUCGGCUCGGCAGAAGAAGCGCAUCGAGCAGCUGGAGGGGCAGGUGGGGAGUCUGAAGAAGAAGCUGAAGACUUUGCAGCAGAAGUGUCGGCGGCAAGAGAUUCAGCUGAAGAGGCUGAAGGCGGCAUGCGUGAAGCCAAAGGCGAGCCACGAGCUGCCGGCGGCAUUCGGAGAGGGAUACGUGAUUUUACCCAAACACAUUUACCACACACUGAAAGGCAGAGAGGGACUCGUGUUGUCGGUUUGAUCUGAUGGCGGUCUGCUGAGUGAGGCAGUGAACCCUCGAGCUGAGAGCUGAAGGAAUCAAGAGUACAGCUCAAACAGGAUGAGGAAAACUGAAAUCUGAUUUGGUGGAUACACCAAACUCCGUUCAUAUCUUAUUUUGUUAUUUAUUUAUUUUGGGUUUGCCCAUUUUUUUUCUCUUUGCGGUGAAAUUACUUUGAAAUUUGUAUUUUGACAUUUUGGGUUUAGUUUUAUCUGAGUUCUGUGCUGACUUUAUUUAUUUAUAUAAAAACAAAAACAGGAGGGUGAUGUGACUCCAUGGAGUCGUCUUUGUCACCACUUGAGAUAAACAAAAGCAAAGGAUAGAAGCAGGGGCGUGUCCAGACUUUUUUGACUUUGAUUUUAACGACAUAAAAACAAUUUGUAUGUUCGAAGUCACAAUUUAAAGGACUUUUAACGUGCAUGCAAACUCCUGCUCAGUCUAACUUGCUACGUUUUGGUCCCGACACAUUGCCAGUUUGUUCCCUGAAAGUAAGACCGAGUGCAUAACUUUAUUUUGCGAUCUGUCUUAUGAAAUAAAUGGUAAACAGACUUGAGCUUGUAAAGUGCUUUUCUAGUCUUCUGACUACUCAAAGCUGUUUUACCCUGCAGGUCACACCUACACAUUCACACCCUGAUGGUAGAGGCUGCUGAGUAAAGUGACCAUCAGAAGUAACUAAUCACAUUCAUAGAUGUUAAUAUGCUGCUGACACAUCGGACAUGUUGCUGCAGGAGCUGGGGAUUGAACCCGAACUUACCGGUUGAGAGACUCUACCAACUGAGCCACAGCCGCCCCUAAGACACCGAAAUGUAAACAAAAAUACCAGCAGCAUUUGCAAACAAAUAACCUAAUAGUUGGUUUAAACAUAAGUCCCUCCUCUGACGGGGCAAAUAGGGCAACUGCAGUUGAGGAUUUUUGGGGUUACAGCUCAGGUGGCCAAUCAGAUCUCUAGGGGGGCCAAUGCCACCCCUCUGGACACGCCCCUGGAUAGAUGGUUAUUCAAUCGUUGUUCUUCAAUAAAAUAUGGAUCCACUAUUUAAUGCCCCCUUAAGACAAAAUCUAAGUUAAUAAAACAUUUUGAUACAGCCUGUUUAUUAGAGACCUUCAGAGUUGAUGGUAGAUUCUUUAUUUGUGUUUUACCAUAAACAAAGCCAGGCUAAACAUAUCCCACUGCUUCAAAGGUGCUCCGAAGAAGUUGGCAUAUGGAGUCAUCAGCUUGUUUCAGCUUGGUGUCUGUAAAUCAGGCUGUGAUGUCUGCUGGUUGAUGAUUCAGAUCAAAGACUCACUGCUGCGGUUCACUGUGUUCCCGCAGACUUUAGCUAACUACUGACUGUGAUUUAAAACAUGGAGAAAUAGCCUGGGUCUCAAAUUUGUCUCAAAUAUCCAGCGAUCAGCGGUGCUCCUGGAUAACUCUGCUAACGAUGCAUUCUGCAGGUGAAACAUGACGCUCUGUGCAGCACCAAGCUGAGACAAAAAAAAUGUCUAGAUUCAAAUUGAACUGGACGGGCAAAAUUCUGAGUGAGGUAGAGCACUACCCUAAUGUUAUCCCACCUCCAGCCCUCUGCACUUAACACACAGAACUCACAGUUAAGUUUCUCUUCUCAGUUAAAUAUUAGAAAAAAAAAUUUCUUCUGUGUUGUUCUCAAAGAUCCUGGUGUUGGAUUUGGGAAUAAAGUUGGACCCAAAAAUGUCUCCCUCUGUGUGUCCUAAUAAUGUUUAAUGGGUUUAAACACCUUAAAAAACAGCUUCUUUUGCAUUUUAAUUUCACAAACAUGCAACAAUGAUCUCUGUGUUUGUGUGUGUGUGCGGCUGAUGUGCAAUAAAUUCAAACAACACUGAAGCCAUCAAGUUUCCCUCGAUGGGAUUAGAGGCGACUAAAAUGUUGUAAAGUCCCUCUAAUCAGUUCAGAGUGGUUUCUCACACUGAAACUUCUUUAAUAUGAAAUAUAACUUUGAAAGAUAACGGCAGAUUUACAGACAAGAAAUGCAAUCCCAUCCAAUUUGAACUUGUGGCUCCAUGACCAGUUCAAUUACCCGCCGUAUAAAGGCUGAAGAUCGUUAGUUGAGUUUAUGUGACUGGAUAUUUAAAAAAAAAAAACACUUGAAGGGGAAAUAAAGGGUGUAAAAACCA
Labrus mixtus (cuckoo wrasse) is the source of this 2920-nucleotide messenger RNA. It is a transcript of the gene thap1, whose product is annotated as THAP domain containing, apoptosis associated protein 1. Bases 104 to 775 code for a protein of 223 amino acids. The record is from RefSeq and is a predicted model, not a curated record. The transcript has 3 exons. Gene Ontology annotation, molecular function: sequence-specific DNA binding. Lineage: Eukaryota; Metazoa; Chordata; Actinopteri; Labriformes; Labridae.